Molecule: messenger RNA, 1117 nt
Organism: Oryzias latipes (Japanese medaka)
Lineage: Eukaryota; Metazoa; Chordata; Actinopteri; Beloniformes; Adrianichthyidae
Product: hydroxyacyl-coenzyme A dehydrogenase, mitochondrial
Biological process (GO): fatty acid beta-oxidation
Cellular component (GO): mitochondrion
Molecular function (GO): (3S)-3-hydroxyacyl-CoA dehydrogenase (NAD+) activity; NAD+ binding
Source: RefSeq, a predicted model, not a curated record
GCGUGAUGACGUCAUCGCUGUCCGCGUCCUUCUUGGUCCGAGGGAAACAUGGCUUUCUUCACUCAUCAGAUCAGAAGAGGUUUCUCUUCCUCGAUUAUCAAGAACGGCGUCAUUAAAAAUGUUACGAUUAUCGGAGGGGGACAGAUGGGGGCCGGGAUUGCUCAAGUCGCCGCUUCAACCGGCCACACUGUGACUCUGGUGGACACUUCGGAAGACAUCCUGAAGAAGUCGAGAAAGGGGAUCGAAGGAAGUCUCAAAAGAGUCGUGAAGAAGAAGUUUGCAGACAAGCCAGAGGCAGGCGAGGAAUUCAUCCAGAACGUCCUGCAGAACGUGUCCAUCUCUACAGACGCUGGAGCUUCGGUUCAGGCUGCAGAUCUCCUGUUGGAAGCUAUAGUGGAAAAUCUAAAAGUCAAGCAGGACCUUUUCGGUCACCUGGAUAAGCUGGCACCAGCGAACACCAUCUUUGCCAGCAACACCUCCUCCCUCCCGAUCACCGACAUCGCCAGCUCCACCAGCAGGCUGGACAGAUUUGGCGGCCUUCACUUUUUUAACCCCGUCCCCAUGAUGAAGCUGGUGGAGGUUGUUGGAACGUCAACCACCAGCCAAGAGACGUUUGAUUCCCUCCUGAACUUCAGCAAGGCGCUUGGAAAAACGCCGGUGUCGUGCAAGGAUACACCCGGAUUCAUCGUGAACCGUCUGUUAGUCCCUUACAUGAUGGAGGCUCUCCGGUUGCAUGAGAGAGGUCACGGAUCCAAAGAGGACAUUGAUAUUGCCAUGAAACUGGGUGCCGGUUACCCCAUGGGCCCCUUUGAGCUCUGUGACUACGUAGGCCUGGAUACAGUGAAGUUCAUCAUAGAUGGUUGGAGUGCAAAGGAUCCCCACAACCCCCUCUUCGCCUCCAGUGAGUUACUCAACAAGCUGGUGGCUGAGGGCAAAUACGGCAAAAAGACAGGAGAAGGGUUCUACAAGUACAAGUGAUGUGACGAGGCUGAGCGGUUCUCUCUGUGAGAACAAGCAGAGAUCUUUAGAGUCAAAAGACUGUUAGGAGAUUCACACUAAGAAGUGCCUGGGGUUUCUGUUUGGUUCUCUCACUGACAUGUUCAUGUCUGAAUAAAAC